AUGGCAGAAACCCCAACCAUGAGUAGUGACGAAAAGACCAGGAUUGUUCUGGAGAGGCUUUCACUAUAUGGGCCGAACCCCUCUAUGGAACUGGUGCAACAACUGAUGGCGGAAGCAGACGAGGACAUACGGAAAGCUAGAGCCCACGAGCUCAACACAGUGACCGCACAACGUCACGCUGAAGCAUUACCGAUCGUAA
Messenger RNA from Pelobates cultripes (western spadefoot toad), 199 nucleotides. The record is from the annotation of a GenBank genome assembly. Lineage: Eukaryota; Metazoa; Chordata; Amphibia; Anura; Pelobatidae.